AUGGGUCCUGUGCAGUUUCUUCUCCUUCUCCUACUCCCUCCCCUCCUUGAGGCCCAAGUGACCCCGGACUUCCUGUCAGGAGUCACCCAGGAGCCGGACAACAGCACUGAUUCUGUAUCGAACAGUACCAGACCUUCAGACACCCCACCAACCUCCUUCAGACCACCACCGCCCUACGAGUCUGCGGCGACAUCUUCAGUGGCGCCCACAGAACCAGAGGACGACUGGUCCCCCGCAGAGACCUUCAUGUACACAGGAGACCCUGCCACUCUGGAGGGGGGGCGCUGCUCACGCCCAUACAGUACCCCACCACAGACGGGGUCCCUGCCUGGCAGCUUCAGCGCCCCCCUGAGGCCAGCUCUGAACGCGCUGGCCAACACCGCCAACUUCCUGAACAUGAUUUUCCAGGCAAGCGACCUGCGGGAGAGCACGGUGCAGGAGGACAUGGAGUGGUACCACGCUCUGGUCCGGGCCCUCCUGGAGGCUGACCUGCUCAUCCAGCGGGCCCUGCUCACCUUUGACGCUGACCCACUGGCGGCCGUGCCACAACUGGUGCUCCGCGCCUCCAGAAACCCCACAGCAAAGAUCCAGACCAUCAUCCUGCAGGAUUUAUCCAAAGCCUGGGAGAGCCUGCACCCGCCCGCCCCUGCCCCCAGCGACAGCUGGUUCAGGAGCUUUAAAUUCCCAGAGUCCAAACAGCCAACAGCAGCGCUGUCGAAGCGCCUGCUCCUAAACGACCUCAGCACACUCGACACGCCCAAGUGGAGGCAGGGCGACAGCUACGUGACCAAUCGCAGUGGGGUUCGCUGGGCCAGCGCCCCCUUUCUGGACUGUAAAGAAGGACGCUUUGUGCCCAGGUGGCUGCUCACCCUGUCCGCACCGUUCUAUGGGCUCAAACCCGACCUCACCCCAGAGUUCAGAGGUGUGAUCCGUGUGGAUGUCGACAUUCAGGACAUUGACUUGGACCAGUGUACCACUGGAGACAGCUGGUUCGCAGACACUCACCAGUGCAACCGCACCACCAUGGAGUGUGUACCCGUUCCUGGUCGGGGUUUUCGUCUGGGCCAGUACUGCUGCAGAUGCAAAGAAGGAUACUUCAACCCGGACAUCGUCCCUCCAGACCUGGGUGUCGAUGCAGAUGGCGGCCCUGUGAACACGAGCGAGGACGGACGAGUGUGUUACCCAAACUUGCCCAUCUGUCUGCCGUGCUGGCCGGGGUGCAGGAGCUGUCAGGACGGCGCCCCCUGCUGGGUGCAGGAGGCCUGGCUUCUCAGGGCCGCCGUGCUGGCCGUGCAGGGGGUCUUCAUGCUCCUCAUCUUCGUCAGCAUGCUGGUGGCCUACAGGCAUCGGAGGAACAGGAGGAUCCGGGCGUCGGGCCUCCUGCUGCUGGAGACGAUCCUGUUCGGCUCUCUGCUUCUCUAUUUCCCGGUUUUCAUCAUGUACUUUAAGCCGAGUACGUUCAGGUGUAUCCUGCUCCGCUGGGUCCGAAUGCUUGGCUUCUCCAUCGUCUACGGGACAGUUACUCUGAAAAUGUACAGGGUGUUGAAGGUGUUCCUCUCCCGUACCGCUCAGAGAGUCCCCUACAUGUCCAGCCUCCACCUGCUGAGGAUUCUGGGGGUUAUGCUGAUGACCGUCAGCUGGUUCCUGUGUGCGUGGACGGUUGGCAUCCUCCAGAACCGGGACAGGAACAUCCCUGUGUUUAUCACAACCAGCACGUCAGAUGGCCAGGGCUUCAACCUGUGCUACCUGGACCGCUGGGACUACAUGAUGGCUGUGGCUGAGCUCCUGUUCCUGUGCUGGGGAAGCUCCCUGUGGACCGCCGUCAGGCCGGUCCCUUCAGCCUUCCAUGAGCCUCGCUACAUGGGCAUCGCCAUUCACAACGAGCUGCUUCUCUCCACCAUGUUUCACCUGUUCAGGUUCACCUUUCCCUCUCUCCAUCCUGAUUGGAUGCUGCUGCUCUCCUUCACGCACACCCAUGUGACCAUCACUGUGACACUCGCCCUGCUCUUCAUUCCUAAGUUUCUUUACGUGUCCAAGCCCGGGAGGGAGGAGAUUGCAGCAGAGGUGUAUGAAGAUGAAGUGGACUUGCGGCGCUCUGGCUCGUACCUCAACAGCAGCUUUCAUUCGGCUUGGAGUGAACCCAGUGUGGACCCGGAUGACUUCAGGGACGAACUGAAGAAGUUAUAUGCCCAGUUAGAAGUCCACAAGACCAAGAAGAUGACAGCAAACAACCCUCAUCUGUCCAAGAAGAGAAGUUCUCGAUGUGCGUUGGGGAGAUCCAUCAUUAGACGUAUCGCUGAGAUCCCAGAAACCGUGAGCCGGCAGUGUAGCCGCGAAGAGAAAGACGGAUCCUUCCACAGCAGACGAGUAAAUCAGACUGACUCUUUCAGGACGGUCCCCGAUACUGCCAGUAUCAGCUACAAAAGCUCAGUUAAGUCCCCAUCUCCAUCCUUGCACAAGUCCCUAAGUGAUCAUCAUUAUGUCAGGGAGAGACACCUUUCCCUACGAGACUCCAUGUUGGACGCCAACUCUGUGAAGAGACUUUCCCGGCGUUCUGAGACAGACUCCUUGGAUAUUCCUCCAGGGGUUUGCAAGUCUGCCAGUGCCCAAAACCUGACAAUUGAUACAAAUCUCCUGCAUCCUGAUCAUACCAGGCUUCAUAAGUCCUGGAGUCUAACAUCCACGCCGGCUCAUUCAGUGGAGAACAUAACCAAGGUUAACAGAUCGAGCACAAUGCUGGCACAAUCCAGAGAGAGCAUGUCCAUCAGCGACCAGACUAGAAGUGCCCUCCAGUCCGAGUCAUACGACAAGGCUGAGGUCUGUCCUUGGGAGGUGGAGCAGGAACAAACAGGGGACAAGAACCAGAAGCAUGUCACCUAUGCAAAUUCUCAGGAAUCUGCAGAAAAAGGGCCGGCAUCUCCAGAAGCACUUAUCUGUCCCUGGGACCAUAUACCAGCCCCUGUAGAAAAAGCCCCUACAGAAGAGGUGUCACAGGAUGAGGCUGGAUCUACAAAACAACAGCUAUCUGUGUCUGCAAGUGCACCAGGCUCACCAAGACCAAAAGUCACUAAAGAUAAACGUGUUUUCUCCUUGCGAACUGCUACCACUAAGUGGCUCUCUGUCAAAUCCAUCGUGGGAUCAAUGGAUUCAGCAAACAAGUCCGAAACCGAUGGUCAAAAUAAAGAGGAUACCGUCUCACAAAAAAGCCAGGAAAGUACUGUAACUACACCAAGAUCAGGAGCAUCUAGCAGACGUCCAAGCACAGAAAAAAAGUCUUUGCAGAAAAGAAGUCUGACAACAGCCGAUGGAAAACCAUGCCUGGUGAAGCAAAAUGCCAUCCGAUUGUCAUCUGGGGAUUCUUCUGACAGAAGUCCAAGAAGGCUUGUAAUAGUAAAAUCUGCGGUCUACCCUUGGGACAUUGAUGAUAUGCAAAAAGAUGGCAAUUAUGAAAAUGUAUUUUUAUCAAGGCAAAACAGCAAACGUAGUAGUGUCAGUUCUUGGGAAACUAACAGCAGCUGUCGAACUCCAUCAACUCACAGAAGAGGAAGUAAUCGCAUUACUCCAGCUCGUAACGUUUCCCAUGUCGAUGUGUGUCCGUGGGAGGCAGCUGGAGAGGAACAAAAGAGGCAGCAGAGCAUCAAGGCAGACGUCUGCCCUUGGGAUUCACAGGUAUCCAACGUAUGUCCAUGGGAAUCUCAAGAGCAUGCAACUGUGAGAAGACAAGGAAGUGGUCGUGGUGAUGUAUGUCCUUGGGAAGUGCAGAAUGUCCCUGUUAUUUACCACACUAGUGUGUCCAGAGAUUCCCAAACACAACAGUCUUCAGACAUUUGUCCCUGGGAGACAGCUGAUUCUAAACCUUCAGCUGGGCAAGAUAAUGAAUAUGCAAAUGUUUGUCCUUGGGAAGUUCAGGACAAGGCUGAGGCUGUUUAUGAAAACAUCAAUCCUGUGGCGAAUAAGGGAGCACUGGCUGUGCCCCUGAGACAAGAAGGUAUGAAAGCUGCAGUUUAUCCUUGUGCAUCCACAAGCGAUGAGCAACAAUACCACGCAAAAUCCUCUACACAGUAUUUAGGUAUGCAAGCACCCAAGACAACAGAAAGUUGUCCAUGGGAAUUCCCUGAUCCUCCCACAAACUUGGAAAACAUUUGUCCAUGGGAAGACGGGAGCACAGUGCCAACCAAUACAGACUCAACUUCCCAAAUGACCAUCAAGGCAGAUAUUUGUCCCUGGGAGUCUGGACAUCCAGACAAACCAGAAGACUCACAGAAAGUUGUCUUGCCUCUGGAAGCUGCUUCCAUACAGACUGGUGGGAAAGACAGCCAAAGAGAAAGCAUUUGUCCCUGGGAAACUGAUGUCCCUGAGAAAACCACAGCAACAAAGACAAUGUCCCAAGGACAGGAAAGACUAGCAGAUGUUUGCCCAUGGGAUGGUGGACCACCAGAAUCAAAUGUAAUGCAGACGCUCAAAAUGUCAGAAAGUCAUGAAAAGCAAGGUGCCACUCAUGCAAAUGAAGAUGUCUGUCCAUGGGACACUGAAGCAGCAAAAGUCUUAAAAAAGCAAGACAGCUCUCGGGUAGAUGUUUGUCCAUGGGAGACGGAUGACCCAAAUGUUCUCAAAAAGCAAGACAGUGCCCGAGAGGAUGUUUGUCCAUGGGAGACAGAUGAUUCUAAAGUUUUGAAAAAGCAAGACAGUGCAAGGGCAGAUGUUUGUCCAUGGGAGACAGAUGACCCAAAUGUGCUGAAAAAGCAAGACAGUGCAAGGGCAGACGUUUGUCCAUGGGAGACGGAUGACCCAAAAGUGCUGAGAAAGCAGGACAGUGCAAGGGCAGAUGUUUGUCCAUGGGAGACGGAUGACCCAAAAGUGCUGAAAAAGCAAGACAGUGCAAGGGCAGACGUUUGUCCAUGGGAGACGGAUGACCCAAAAGUGCUGAAAAAGCAAGACAGUGCAAGGGCAGAUGUUUGUCCAUGGGAGACUGAGGAACCAGGACUUGUCAAAAAGCAAGACAGCUCUAGAGAUGUAUGUCCCUGGGAAUCUAAUGAUCCGCAAACCUCGACUGAAAACAAAGCCGUUGAUCCUGUUAGUGACAAAGACCAAGCCACAGAGAUCCAGGUGAUACCCAGCGUACAAGAGACCCCGGCAGUUACGAGCACAGAGCAGAUAGAGGCAUCCAAAGAAAACUUAGCACUGGGUCGACGCGAUGCUUUGUGUCCAUGGGAGGUGGGUCGGCCCAGCUCUGGCUCAUUCUCAGACAAUACUUCAGACGUUUUUACAUGGGAGCCUGAGAAUAUUCCUGAGGAAGAUGAAGAGGACGACGCAGAAUGUGCUGCCGAGGCUCUCGUAUUCCCACCCGACCUGUGA
Molecule: messenger RNA, 5355 nt
Organism: Cheilinus undulatus (humphead wrasse)
Lineage: Eukaryota; Metazoa; Chordata; Actinopteri; Labriformes; Labridae
Gene: gpr179
Product: G protein-coupled receptor 179
Exons: 12
Coding region: 1-5355 (1784 amino acids)
Biological process (GO): G protein-coupled receptor signaling pathway
Cellular component (GO): membrane
Molecular function (GO): G protein-coupled receptor activity
Source: RefSeq, a predicted model, not a curated record